This is a messenger RNA of Pocillopora meandrina, 855 nucleotides long. The record is from the annotation of a GenBank genome assembly. NCBI's taxonomy places the organism in Eukaryota, Metazoa, Cnidaria, Anthozoa, Scleractinia, Pocilloporidae.
AUGGAUCUCAACACCUGGAAUAUGUUCUGGAGGUUAUGUUUUGGAUUUUUGGCAACUUUAAUCGUUGCUGGAAAUAUUCUAAACAUCUGGAUGUUUUCUAAGCUGAGACGCCGAAAGCGUUCCUCAUUUCUUCUGAUCGGUUUGGGCGUGGCUGAUUUACUGGUGGGAGGACUGGCCAUUCCUCUUUUCAUAGCGGGAUUUGAAUCAGCUUCAAUAACAACAUGGCGUGUUUUCAACAUUGUUGACAUGUUUACAAGUACAUCGUCCAUUUAUACACUUGCAGUCAUUUCCUUGGAAAGAAUGUUCGCCAUCGGUUGGCCUCUUCGUCAUAGAUCUGCAAACUUUCGUAUUUAUAUCUGUGCCAUUUCCAUACCGUGGAUCAUAGCAGCAAUAUUCACUGUUCUCACUGAUGUAUACGUAUACAUCAUUAAAAGAGACAGUGUAAUCUACCUUCUAGUUUUUUUUCCUGCAACGCCUCUAUUAGUUAUGUGUGUAGCGUAUUUUGUUAUUUGGAGGAAACAAAAAUCACCAGUAUGUAACCAUAGCAAUGUCAGCAGAGAGGCCAAAUUAGCAAACACAUUAUUUUUGAUAACAGGAGCUUCUGUUUUUACCUGGCUUCCAUUCCAGAUUAUUAACAUAUUAGUAAAUUUGCAUGUUUUUCCAUCUUUUUCUCAUCUGCAACUGACAGUAUUCAUCAUCAGGGUUUUUCAAUACAGCAAUUCUUUCGUAAACGUAAUCAUUUAUCCACUAAGAAUUCCAGAAUUUAAAAACUUCCUGCUACACUUGCUUCGUUGUUGUGUAGGUCCUCAUCAGAUAUUUAGAGCUAGGGUUUUACCAUCAGCUGAGUCUAGGUCA